Aureococcus anophagefferens is the source of this 765-nucleotide messenger RNA. RefSeq lists its product as hypothetical. Lineage: Eukaryota; Pelagophyceae; Pelagomonadales; Pelagomonadaceae. The record is from RefSeq and is a predicted model, not a curated record. The transcript is spliced from 2 exons. The annotation marks the transcript as partial.
CUCGCGCCGCUCGCGGCGUUCGAGACGCACUCGCGGCGCGUGUCGCGCGUCCUCGGGCGGAACCCGGGCGCGUUCACGCUCCAGGGCACGAACUGCUACGUCGUCGGCUGCGGGCCGCGGCGCGUGCUCGUCGACGCGGGCGAGGGCCGGCCCGCGUUCGGCCCCGCGCUCGCCGCCGCGCUGCGCGCGCUCGACUGCACCGUGGACCGCGUCGUCAUCACGCACCGCCACUUCGACCACACGGGCGGCAUCGCGCAGAUCCGGGACAUGCUGCCGGGCGUCACGGUGCGGAAGCUCGCGAAGCGCGAGUUCAAGUUCGACCCGGGCCGCUACAACGCGCCGCCCGGCACGACGCUGCGCGUCUGGCACACGCCGGGCCACUGCGAGGACCACGCGUGCUUCCUGCUCGAGGAGGAGCGGGCCAUCUUCUCGGGCGACAACGUGCUCGGCGCGGGCUCGUCCUGGUUCGAGGACCUCGCGACCUACAUGCGCACGCUCAACGACAUGCUGCGGCUCGCGGAGGGCGAGAAGCUCGUCGCGCUCUACCCGGGCCACGGCCCGCCGAGCGCGGACCCGGCGGCGAAGAUCCGGGAGUACGUCGACCACCGCGGCGCGCGCGAGGGCCAGGUCCGCGCCGCGCUCGACGACGCCGGCCGCACGUCGCUGGAGAUCGUCCUCGCCAUCUACCCGAAGCUGCCGCCCUACCUGACCUUCGCCGCGCAGCACAACGUCCUCGCGCACCUCGCGAAGCUGCGCGCGGACGGC